Messenger RNA from Blepharisma stoltei, 2139 nucleotides. Lineage: Eukaryota; Ciliophora; Heterotrichea; Heterotrichida; Blepharismidae. The record is from the annotation of a GenBank genome assembly.
AUGGAAACUAACAGUAAAAUUGAGACUUCUUUUAGCUCGAAUAGUUCCCCUUAUUCAUUACAUACGUCAAGAUUUCCCAAUGAAUCUGAGUACAUCCACGAAAAUCUGCAAAUCACAAAAGAAAUGCUUAAAGUGCUUUUGAGCAGUCAUUAUUUUAUUAAAUAUCAAAACAAUGGGCACAGGAGUGUGAAAAGAGUCUUUUUUAAUGCUUCACUUCAGAAGCUUACGCUUGAAAAAGACAAAAUGAAUUCGAAAUUUAUUUUUACAAGCGAUAUUUUGACUUUUGAGAAUGGAUUUUCUGAUCAGCUGUCAAGUGUUUUGGCAAGGAACGAAUUCAGUCAUAAAGUGUAUGGAUUUAAAUUAGUCACAAGGAAAAGAAUAUUAGAACUUAGCUGCAGCAGCGAAGAAGAAAGAAAGGUCUGAAUUUUGUGCGCAAAUCAGCUGGUUAGGAUAGUCGGGGACUGAAGCUCAAAUAAUGGGCUGACUCCCCAAGUAAUAAGCAAAUUCUUGCUUAUUCGUGAGAUUUUUACCAAGAUUGUUAAAAGUAAUUUUAUAUGAAUAAAUUGAAAAUUGCUUGUUGUUAGAGGGUUUCAGAUAAAAAGUAAAAAAUGUAAAUUUUGGGCAUUUAAUAUUAAAUUUACUACUUAAAAUUUUGUGCAAAAAAAACCCCUACUAAUAAGAAAGAAUUUUAUUACUGGGCGAGUAAGAAAGUAUUGGGACACACUUGCAUUAAAUAGCCAGUAUCAAAAGGAAAUUAAUAUAAUGCAAACAAUAGUAGCGAAUAUGAAAAUCGAAAUGGGGAAAUUGCAGCAUGAGUUUGGACUAAACAAAAAUGGGAUUGUGGAAGGCGUUUUAAGCGAAACUAUCUUGAAAGUUGAAAUGAAUAAUCACAAGGAUGAUGAAAUGGCUGUAAUUGACCAGAUAAAAUUGCUUGAUGCAGGGACUAUCAUAUUUCACAAAGAAAGAUCUGUAUUAAAUAAUUCAUUAAAAAGGAAUGAUAGAAAUAAUUCAAAUCAACUUAUUGAAAGAGAAUUUUACUUAUUGUAUGGAAAACUGUUGAAUGAUCAUAUGAAAGAUGUAGCGAUAAUUUGAAAAAAUAUAUUGGAUUAUAUGUGCUUCAAAGAUCUUUUGUCAAUAAUGAAAAUUAACCACUUUUUUAGAAAUCAAGUAAAAAAGAAACUGAAGGUUAAGCUUGAUUGACAUAAACUAGCAUCUGCCGGCCUCGAGCCUAGAGUGAUCAGCUGAAAACUGAUUUCAAAAUAUUUUUAUGAUCCCUUGCAUAAAUUUCAUUUUGCUUAUUUAUGGUAAAUUGAUUUUAAAAUGUCAAAAAAAUUUUAACAUACCAUAGACUCAGUUUUAUAUAUAUAAUGACAUGUCAAAAUUUUUUUUGACAUUUUAAAAUCAACUUACCAUAAAUAAGCAAAAUAAAAUAUUACCAAUACAUUAUACAAUAUGAAGCCCAUUAAACUAGGUUAUAACUUACACCCUGAAAUGAUUGAAGAAAUUCAAAAAGACGUAUACCGUGGGAUGCUUGAUAAGAGUAGCGAAAUUGAAGAAGUCCUUGUCGCCUUAUGUGCUUUGAAUCCUGAUAUCGGGUAUUGCCAAGGCAUGCAAAUUGUCACUCAUUUUUUAAUUGGCCUUAUUCACAAUUCCCACGAGGUGCUUGGGAUUUUAUUGAUGCUAAUUAAGCCUCCUUUCUUUCUUGGAGAACUUUGAAAGGAUGGAUUCCCAAGACUAAGGCUUGCGAUCUUUCAACUUGAGUUUUUAUUGAAGUUGAAACUACCAGAGCUAUUAUCGCAUUUUGAAAAUAUUGAUAUCAAUUUAGAUGUCAUUAUAGCUCCAUGAAUGCUUACCGUUUUUACACACUUUAUAACACAGCAAAAUGCUCCUAUAAAAAUUGUGCAGUCUAUAUGAGAUUUUUUUCUGAUAAGAGGGUGGCCAGCGCUGAUCAUGUUUUGCUUGAGUUUAUUUCAUUUGAGCUAUGAUGUGGUCAUAGGAGCUUCGUUGGAAGAUACCUUGGAUUUUUUCACCAACUCAAUUCCGUUUGAUAAGAUCACUGAAAAUCUUUCUCGAUUUGAAGUUGAUAUUUCCUUGUUAGAUGAACUUGAAAAAUUGUAUUAUUUAAAGCUAAAACAAUAA